GCCAAGCUUAACAUCUGCCCUUUCCGUAGUAACACUCUCGUCCGGCCAUCGAACGACGAGAUGGGCGCGGUAACCCUGCAGUCAGCGCUGGGAAACCCCACGCUGCAGCAGCGACGGGCCAGCAAGUUAACACAAGAGCAGAUCACAGAGUACAAAGGAGUUUUUGAGAUGUUCGAUGAAGAGGGAAAUGGAGAUGUGAAGACACAGGAGCUGGAGAGACUGAUGAGUUUAAUGGGAAUCAAUCCGACAAAGAGAGAGCUCAGCCAGAUGGCCAAAGAUGUGGACAAAGAUGGUAAAGGUGUAUUUAAUUGUGACAGCUUCCUGGGUCUGAUGGCACUGUACCACGAAAGAACCAAGAACCAGGAUGCUGAACUCAGAGCUGCUUUUAAAGUAUUUGACAAAGAUGCCAAGGGAUAUAUUGACUGGAACACACUCAAAUACGUACUGAUGAAUGCGGGGGAACCACUUAAUGAGAUUGAGGCAGAGCAGAUGAUGAAGGAGGCUGAUAAAGAUGGUGAUGGAACCAUUGAUUAUGAAGAGUUUGUGGCCAUGAUGACUGGGAACUUGUUCAAGAUGAGCUGAAGACCUUGUGGAUAAUCGUCAGUAGCUGUGGACAUGUGUUGCAUUUACACAAAGAUAUAAAACAGCAGUGUCUUUUUUGAAAGUUUUCAUCAUUAUUACUAGUUUUAUUAAUGGAAAAAUGUGCAAUCACCUAUCAGUGUGAUUUUUGAAUAGCUGUACUUCUGUGUGAAGGACAUUAAAGUAAAAAUUGUGCUUGA
Micropterus dolomieu (smallmouth bass) is the source of this 779-nucleotide messenger RNA. Its product is annotated as calglandulin-like. The transcript has 5 exons. Gene Ontology annotation, cellular component: myosin II complex. The record is from RefSeq and is a predicted model, not a curated record. Gene Ontology annotation, molecular function: calcium ion binding; enzyme regulator activity. NCBI's taxonomy places the organism in Eukaryota, Metazoa, Chordata, Actinopteri, Centrarchiformes, Centrarchidae. Bases 61 to 582 code for a protein of 173 amino acids.